Molecule: messenger RNA, 5851 nt
Organism: Podarcis raffonei (Aeolian wall lizard)
Lineage: Eukaryota; Metazoa; Chordata; Lepidosauria; Squamata; Lacertidae
Gene: SEC24C
Product: SEC24 homolog C, COPII coat complex component
Exons: 25
Coding region: 224-3775 (1183 amino acids)
Biological process (GO): intracellular protein transport; COPII-coated vesicle cargo loading; endoplasmic reticulum to Golgi vesicle-mediated transport
Cellular component (GO): endoplasmic reticulum exit site; COPII vesicle coat
Molecular function (GO): SNARE binding; zinc ion binding
Source: RefSeq, a predicted model, not a curated record
GAGCAGCAUCCGGGUCCCUGUUGCAGCGGAGUGCAGCAAAGGCCGCGAGCGAAGUGAGGACGUGGCAAGCUGUGAGGGAGAGCGGAGCGGACGUGGAGGGGCCUUUCCGGUGAGCGGCGGCGGCGGGCACAGGAAGCGGAAGCCGGCGCCAGCGGCGGCCCGACGACCAGCAGGAGCGGGGACAGCCGGUUGAGGUGAAGGCUAGUUUGGGGAUGUGAGCACAAUGAGCGUAAACCAGCCAACUCACACAGGGCCACCUUAUGGGCAGCCACAGCCUGGAUAUGGAGGAUACCUGCCGCCUGGUUACGGAGGGCAGCCAAUCCCGACCGUUCCCACCUCACAGUAUGGUGCUUACAAUGGUCCAAUGACAGGAUAUCCGCAGACAGCCCCCCCACAAGGUUACUUUCCUUCAAUGGGGUUUCCUUCUAAGGGCUCUCCUGUCUCUCUUGAUUCUGAUGCUUCUUUUACUCCCAACUUCAUAGGUUCCCUGAGAGCUCCCACUACUUCUGGAGCACCUGCUUCAGCAUCUGGCACAUUAGUUCCUCCUGGGCAGCCGGCCUAUAGUCAGUUUGGACAAGGAGAUGUACGCAAUGGGAUUCCUGCAUCUACAGCUUCAUUGCAAAGACCUCCUGCUUCUCAACAGUUCAUGCCUGGAACAACGCCCACAUCUGCUACCCAGUCAGCUACUUUCCAGUCAUAUGGGCCACCUCCAACGAGCACACAACAGCUGACCAAUCAUAUGGCAGGAAUGCAUAUAGGUGGUGCAUCGACCUCUGUUCCUUCCCCAGGUGUACUGGGCUAUGGUCCGCCAACAUCAGUCCCUCCUGCCUCAGGAAGUUUUACUUCGAGUGGAUCUGGGCAGUAUGUGCCCUAUUCAAGCCAAGGACCGCCACCUCCUGCUGUGCCCCACGGAUUGCCUCCUACCACCUUGUCUCAGGGUCUUCCUAUGGCACAGCCUGCUAUUUCUGGUCCUCCGUCAGCCCUGAACCUCUCCCAUCAAGCUCCUGGGUUUGCCCCGCCGCCUUCAUCUUCUGGGGUCGGUGCUUCCAAUUACCCUCCUGCUGCAGGAGUUUCAAGGCCUCCCCCGAUGCAGGGGACAUCAUUACCGGGACAAGCAGCUACUGGGCCACUCACUUCCCAGCCAAACCAUGUGACCUCACCACCACCUCAGCCAGCUAUGACUGGGCCACCCCUUGGACCACCAAUGGCGGGCUUGCAAGGACCACCUCCCAGCCAUCCUUCCCAACCAGGAUAUGCACUGCAGCAGAAUGGGUCCUUUGGACAGAAUAGAGGUACCCAGCCAAACUAUGGGCCAGCUUACCCUGGGCCAGCAAAUUAUGGGAGUCAGCCUGGACCUCCACAGCCACCUCCACCAAAACGUCUAGAUCCAGACUCCAUUCCUAGUCCACAACUCAAUGAGCUGCCACCUCAGCAGAAACCCAGACACAGAAUAGAUCCAGAUGCAAUUCCUAGCCCAAUCCAGGUAAUUGAAGAUGACAGGAAUAAUCGUGGGUCAGAGCCAUUCAUCACUGGAGUCCGUGGGCAAGUCCCACCCCUUGUCACUACCAAUUUUUUGGUCAAAGAUCAAGGUAAUGCCAGUCCCCGCUACAUAAGAUGUACGUCCUAUAAUAUCCCAUGCACCUCAGAUAUGGCCAAGCAGUCGCAAGUUCCUCUUGCUGCAGUCAUAAAACCGUUGGCUGUGCUUCCUGCAGAAGAGGCUCCUCCGUAUUUGGUAGACCAUGGAGAAUCAGGCCCUAUCCGAUGCAAUAGGUGUAAAGCCUACAUGUGCCCUUUUAUGCAAUUCAUUGAAGGUGGAAGAAGAUUUCAAUGCUGCUUCUGUAGUUGUGUCACUGAGGUGCCAUCUCAGUACUUCCAGCACUUGGAUCACACGGGCAGGCGGGUGGACUACUAUGACAGACCUGAGUUAUCAUUGGGGUCCUAUGAGUUCUUGGCAACUGUUGACUACUGCAAGAAUAACAAGUAUCCCAACCCCCCUGCUUAUAUUUUCAUGAUUGAUGUAUCAUACAAUGCAAUAAGAAGUGGCUUGGUAAGGCUGAUCUGUGAAGAGUUGAAGACGCUCCUGGACUACCUGCCCAGAGAAGGAAACAUGGAAGAAUCAGCCAUCCGUGUGGGCUUUGUCACCUACAACAAAGUUCUGCACUUCUAUAAUGUGAAGAGCUCCCUGGGGCAGCCACAAAUGAUGGUUGUGUCAGAUGUAGCAGAUAUGUUUGUCCCUCUGCUCGAUGGUUUCCUGGUGAAUGUUAAUGAAUCCCGCACAGUUUUCACUAGCUUGCUGGAUCAGAUACCAGAAAUGUUUGCUGAUACAAGAGAAACAGAAACUGUGUUUGCCCCAGUAAUUCAGGCUGGCAUGGAGGCUCUGAAGGCAGCAGAGUGUGCUGGCAAGCUCUUUAUAUUUCAUACAUCACUGCCUAUUGCGGAGGCCCCAGGGAAGCUGAAGAACAGAGAUGACAAGAAACUGAUAAACACUGAUAAAGAAAAGACUCUCUUUCAGCCUCAGACAAACUUCUAUAACAACUUAGCCAAGGAAUGUGUAGCACAAGGCUGCUGUGUGGAUCUCUUCCUUUUCCCAAAUCAGUAUUUGGAUGUGGCUACCUUGGGGGUUGUUCCUCAUCAAACAGGUGGCUCCCUUUAUAAGUACACAUUUUUCCAGGUGGAAACGGAUCAGGAACGCUUCUUGAACGAUUUGCGCAGAGAUGUUCAGAAAGAAGUGGGCUUCGAUGCUGUAAUGAGGGUCCGCACAAGCACUGGUAUUCGCGCAACAGAUUUCUUUGGAGCUUUUUACAUGAGCAACACCACAGAUGUGGAAUUAGCCGGCCUAGACUGUGACAAAACAAUCACUGUGGAGUUCAAACAUGAUGAUAAGCUUAGUGAAGAAAGUGGAGCACUUCUUCAGUGUGCUAUAUUGUAUACAAGCUGUGCAGGACAGAGGCGACUGCGUAUUCACAACCUCUCCUUGAACUGCUGCACCCAGCUGGCUGAUCUUUAUAGGAACUGUGAGACGGACACACUUAUCAACUUCUUGGCCAAAUUUGCAUAUCGUGGAGUUCUGAACAAUCCAGUCAAGACAGUGAGAGAUACGCUGAUCAAUCAGUGUGCGCAGAUACUGGCAUGCUACCGGAAAAACUGUGCUAGCCCUUCUUCUGCUGGACAGCUGAUUCUUCCUGAAUGCAUGAAACUGCUCCCUGUGUAUCUGAACUGUGUUUUGAAAAGUGAUGUGCUUCAGCCUGGGGCGGAAGUCACCACUGAUGACCGAUCCUACAUCCGCCAGCUAAUCACCUCCAUGGAUGUGGCAGAUACAAAUGUUUUCUUUUACCCCAGACUCCUGCCACUGACCAAGAUAGAUCCCAACAGUGACUCCUUACCACCAGCAAUCAGAAACUCUGAAGAGCGGCUUUCCAAGGGUGACAUAUAUCUGCUAGAAAAUGGGCUGAACAUCUUUUUGUGGGUAGGAGCAAAUGUUCAGCAAGGGCUGAUCCAGAACCUCUUUGGAGUGGCAUCUUUUGGCCAAAUCAGCAGCAAUAUGUGCGUGCUGCCAGUUUUGGACAAUCCCUUUUCGAAGAGAGUACGGUCCGUCAUUGAUAUGUUCCAGUCUCAAAGAUCACGCUAUAUGAAGCUCAUGGUUGUCAAGCAGGAAGACAAACUGGAUAUGCUGUUCAAACACUUUUUGGUGGAAGAUAAGAGCAUGAAUGGGGGUGCUUCAUAUGUGGACUUCCUCUGUCACAUGCACAAGGAGAUCCGCCAGUUGCUGAGCUAGAGCUGGAGAUGCGCUGGAUUCCAGCACUGACACUUCUAUGUUCACUAACCGCCUGAUGAAUGGGCCCAGCUCCUUCGAGAAGGACAAUACAGAAAGCUGUACAAUUCCAUAAUUUUUAAUACACUGUGCAUAAACAGUUUCAGCAUCUCCCAAAACCCCUUGAAGAAGUGAGGCAUGGACAGACGAAACAUCAGCUAUAGGGGUGGGAGUGGGAAUGUUAUUUGAUUCCAGGCCUUGGACCUGUGCCCUCUUCUUGUGCUUGGCAGGUAUCUGUACUUCCUGCCUCCCAACCCCCCAGUUCUGUUAUAACAAAUGUUAUUUGAGUUUCACUAUACAAGAUUAAGCAUCAGGUGAAAAGGUGAUUGCUCUUCAGAACCACACAGUGGGUGUUAAGUUUGUGCAUGUGAUACACUGGAUGAAAAGGAGCCAGUUUUUUUGGGGGGGCGGGCUUGGGGGGGAGUGGAAGGUGGCAGGCCCUGUUCAACCAAAGAGUAGGAGAUUGAUAAAGCAGCCAAGCUGGGGGUUUUUACACCUUCACUUAUAAGUGGAGAGAGCAAUAUACUGUAAGCAAGUUAUACAGUGGCAUCUUCUAGGAAACACCUGAGCUGUUAGGGAAAAUAGCAGGGUAGGCGUGCCUUCACUGUAGUUGCUUUGCUGUGUGGAUAUGCCUUGGAAUAAGUGAGUGAUAAUGAGCAGGUGCUGUUUUGGGGAAAGUGAAAUUAUUCGGGGUUGGUAUAAACAGGUGUCGCCUCCACCACCCCUUGAGAAAAACAGCAUCUUCUUUCUUUCUUUCUUUCUUUCUUUCUUUCUUUCUUUCUUCCUUUCUUUCUUUCUUUCUUUCUUUCUUUCUUUCUUUCUUUCUUUCUUUCUUUCUCUGCCAGUGUCCUCUUUCUUUGGUGGUCUGUUGCCUCUUUCCAUUCACGUGGUAGGGUUUUGUCUGGAAUAUCCUUUUCAAAGGAGAUGGCCGUGCUUUCCCCUUCUUAUCACUUUGAAAAAGUUGUGUUUAUACGCAACACAUGAGUUUGCUUGGAGAGACAGUCUAUGUUUGAAUUGUAUCCAAGAAGCACUGAGAGGUCCUGUAGCACCAAUGCAGAAGGAGUUGCUCAUAUUCAUAACGUAAGGUUCAAAUCAUGCCACUAAUGUAUUCUGAAAUUCAAACCUUUAGUAGCUCUGAAUAAUUUUGGUCAUGCAGUACUUAAAUGGCUACAUCUGGGCAGUACUUACUAGUCCAUCAGUGUAGGAUAUCUGUGGCAUGCCUGCUUGUGGUCUUGUUACAACAAAUCAAGCAGGCUUAUGGCUGACCUCUCCAAGACUGAGCAGAAAGUAUUCUGCUUUGUAUUAGACAGAAAGAUGAUGAGUUUGAGACUCUAGGAGUCAAAGGGCUCAUUCAUUUUUUAAAAAGACACUAACCUUUUGUUUCUAAUGCUACACUUAGGAAUUCAUGCAGUGCCCAGAAUGUACUUGGGGAAUCGGCAGCACCGAAACGUGAAAAAAGGAAAAGCAGGGAGGUAGAUCGCUUAGACAAAUGAUGGAUUAAGACUGAAUAUAAGUAAAGCAUUUAUUCCAUCUGCCAUUGAAAAUUGAAGUUGAAACCUUAUAUACAUGACAGAUUAAAUAAUCCAGGAGUGUGGUUUCUAGUCCCUUGAACUAUAGUGUGUGUAUGUGUGUGUGUUUGUAAAUAUUUUUCCUUCUACUGCAGCUAGUUUGUCUUCCCUUUCAUCACACAGUGAAGGGGAGUAUCCCAAAAACUGUUAACUGGCCACACCUCAGUGAGUUUCUCAGCAGUCUUAAACACAUUUGCAAGUGUGGCUAACCCCCCCCCUUCCUCCUGCCAAACAUACAUACUGUCUCCAACCAAAAAAAUUAGAAAUCUUUUAAACCAGUGAAGAGAUUUGCUCCCCAAGACUCCACAACCGGACUUCCAGAAUACUAAUUUCUAGAAUUAAUAUAAAAGAAAAUAUACGAUCAUAAAUCUUUCUUCACUUUUUUCAAUGCAUCUUUUAAUUUGUAAAGAAAUAAAAAUAUAUGAAGAUGUAUUUUAUGUCAUUGUUAGUAAAUAAAUACUGAUUAUUUUUU